Messenger RNA from Dendronephthya gigantea, 2067 nucleotides. RefSeq lists its product as uncharacterized. The coding region runs from base 45 to 1550 and encodes 501 amino acids. Gene Ontology annotation, molecular function: FAD binding; oxidoreductase activity. The record is from RefSeq and is a predicted model, not a curated record. The transcript has a single exon. NCBI's taxonomy places the organism in Eukaryota, Metazoa, Cnidaria, Anthozoa, Malacalcyonacea, Nephtheidae.
UUGAUAAUUGAUAUUGAUAAUUGAUAUUAAAUAACGAAGCGAAGAUGUUGCAUGUAUCCAGAGGUUUACGCCGACUUACGCGUUAUGGAUUAUCCCAUAAAGUAUUACUUGAGAGCGCAGCUAUUUCCAAAAUGGUACAUGGAUGCAGCAGGCCUAUAAACGAUGCACUACAGCAACUUCGAGAUAUCGCCGUGACUUCAAAUGAACCAGAGCUUUAUAAGGAUGCAGUGAAAAUAUACAAUCCUGCGUACAGCUACGAGCAUCCAGCUUUUGUUGCCUUACCCAAAAACACCGAAGACAUCAAGCGCUGUCUCCAAGUUGCAAACAAGACUGGGGUUCCAGUGGUUGUUAAAUCCGGCGGCCAUUGCUUUGCUGGUUAUUCAAGCACUGACAGUAAUGGGUUUGUCAUAUAUCUUAAGAACAUGAAUGAGGUUCACCUUAAAGGAAAUACUGUCACCGUCCAGGCUGGUGCGAGCUGGGGGGAUGUGUAUUGUGCUCUGGAUGACACUGGCUAUGUGGCUGUAGGGGGAUGUGUUCCAGCAGUAGGUAUCGGCGGCUACAUCCUUGGUGGCGGGUACAGCAUGUUGUCACGAGCAUAUGGCGGGCUGGCAUGUGACAAGGCAAUGUCAUUUACCAUGGUUACAGCUGACGGAGGCAAGGUUGUGACAGCUUCUCCGAAAGAAAACGAAGAUCUCUUUUGGGCUUUGAAAGGGGGAGGGGGCGGCAAUUUUGGAAUCUUGGUUGAUGUUAGUUUAGAAGUGUGUGCGCGACCAAAAGAGUUUAUCUGGACUCGUCUCAUAUAUGAUACAACUGAUCAAAGCAAGAAAAGUCUUGAUUUUGUCGGUAAAAAUUUACACAAGUUACCAAAAGAACUCAACCUUGACAUGGCACUUCAUGGGAACUUUGGGAAAAAAGUGCUUACUUUGGAUGCUGUAUACUCAGAUGUCCAUGAAGCCAAAGUGCUAUCAAGCCUUGAAGGUCUCCAUCCACCUGUUCCCAAAACUCAGAAAAAAAAACUCAGAUAUUUGAAAAAAACUCAGAUAUUUACAUCUUACCUACAGUUUACUAAAGAAUACAGCAAACGACAUGGUUUUGUACACCAGGAAGUAGAACCCAUUUAUGUCAAAGGAGUUAUGAUUGACACCUUACCACCAUCCUUGGCCAAGUAUUUUGCUGACCUUGACAUACCAAAAGAAUGCCUUCUUGAGUUUGUACACAUGGGUGGUGAUAUCUCGCAGCAUUCUGCCACAUCAACCGCUUUUGCCUACCGCUCUGCUCAAUACAGUUUUUAUACAUAUGGCAGGUUCCAUAACCUAAAACAGAGAGAUGAAGUCUCAAAAUUUGCUACCUCAACAUAUAAUGCUGUUCACGAGUCAGGAUGUGCUCUUGGCAGUUAUGUUAACUAUAUGGACCGCAGCCUUAAAAACUGGGCUGAGAAUUACUAUGGAGUGAAUUAUCCUCGCCUUUGUGAAGUAAAGAGAAAAUGGAAUCCCGUAGGGCAAGGAUCCCUUCAUUUUCAGCAGGAAAUUGGUUCACCUUGGGAGCCUUAGUUUUUCACUUGCCCAUUUAAAACUCAUUUUGUAUUUCAAUUAAAUGCCACUUAACGGAAGGUUUUGAAACUUUGAACUUCUAAGAUCACCAGGAAUGUGUUUUUUCCUAUCAAUCCAUAUUACAUUUUUCCAAGUAGUACAUUCUCUGCAAAAUUAUUUGGGGGCUAUAGCCAACUCAGACCCAUAGCUACAUGAUUCUCCGCUUAAAACUUGGUAUAGAAUUUCUAAUAAGAUAACUCUUUAGUAAGCACCCAUUCAGAAUGGGUAAUUCCGGAACAAAACUAACAAUUUUUAUUUGGUUAUGUACUAGCUAGCCUGUUGCAGUUAGUUAUUUCCAGCUUAUCGAAUAUUAACUUUUAUAUUCCUUGCAUAGUUAACAAGUAAUAUUAUUAAUCCAGGUAAUAUUAUUAAUAUUUUAAUAUUUUAAUUAUUUAAAAAUAAUUGGUGUUUUUUUGUUGGUUUUGAGUUUUUUAACAGAACUAAGAGACUUUAGCCAAAUACUAUCUUUUGUUGUUUA